This is a messenger RNA of Bemisia tabaci, 626 nucleotides long. Its product is annotated as large ribosomal subunit protein eL34. The record is from RefSeq and is a predicted model, not a curated record. Lineage: Eukaryota; Metazoa; Arthropoda; Insecta; Hemiptera; Aleyrodidae. Gene Ontology annotation, biological process: translation. Gene Ontology annotation, molecular function: structural constituent of ribosome. Gene Ontology annotation, cellular component: ribosome.
ACAGUAAAGUCGGAAAAAUAUCGGGACGUUUAGUUCCAUGUGAUAUUGCAUUAAAGGCAUCAUUGAGUCGAUUUGCUUAAUCCGCCAUCUUGCUUGUUUACAUCUUUUCUAAGCGUUCAUCGGAAAUCGUGGACAGUCGCUGAGAGACGUGACUGCUUAUCCCUGUCAAGAUGGUCCAGCGUGUCGUUUUGCGGAGACGGCUCUCCUACAACACAAACAGCAACAAACGGAAAGUGAUCCGAACUCCCGGAGGUCGCUAUGUUUACCAUUACCUGAAGAAGAAGGGAUCCGUUCCAACCUGUGGUGACUGCCGCGUUAAACUUCAGGGAUGCACACCUAGCAGACCCUUCGAAAGGUCAAGGAUAAACAAGCGUAGGAGGUCCUUCAACAGAGCUUAUGGAGGUCAAUUAUGUCAUAAGUGUGUCACACAAAAGAUCGUCAGAGCGUUUUUGUUAGAAGAACAGAAAUUAGUCAAGAAAUUGCUCCGAGCACAAAGGGACAAGAACAAGGGAAAGGAAGUUAAAAAGGACAAGAAAUCGAAAGAUUAAACAAUCGUUUUUACUUUGUUUUAUUUUUAUAAUUUUAACAUCUAAGAUCAUUAAAACUUCUUUUUUUUUGUACAUACA